AGUAGACACUACUACCUCAGCCAGGAGACCAAAGCAAUGAUAACCCUUAUUCUAAAAGUCACAGCACGGCAUUGACCCUUUGUCUCCUGAACGUAGACCCUGAACAACUGACGUAUAUGCUCUUAUCACAGAAUUCUUGCGGCUAUUCUUAAACUCCUUCCCCCCUUAACACUUCUGAACAGAGGAACUUAGAGAAGAAUAUGCACCCGUGCUAUGAACCUCUAUAUCCACUUCAUCAAGUCGGUUUUCACUAUAUAUCCGUUCUAAGGUGCCUUAAACUAUCUGUGGCCCUGGCAUAUAUGCUGGUUCGUGGCGGGGCGUUAAUAUCACGCCGAUAUUUUGUUCCUUCCCACCUUCUUUUGACCCGCCGAGUCGCUCACCUUGCCUGUUACUAACCUUCCCGUGGUUGUCUCCUACCUUAUCCAAGUCGCUGGCCGCUUAGUCGUUGAGCACUCAUCUUCGGCUUCAACUGAAGGGGAAUUCUCUUUCCAUGACGAGGGAGGUGAGCCAUCUUUCCCACCUUCCUCUGCAAACAGGCUCCUGGGAGCAUUUCUUGGCCCCUUUCCCUCCCGCUUUGCUGAUCCUGCGCGACACACUGCUCUCGCCCAUCGCCUCUUCGCCUUCUCGCCUCCACGUCACACUAUCAAGGACUUCUGACGACCACAGCACCAAGCACCAAGCACCAAGCAGCAGGCAGCAGGCAGCAGGCACCAUGUCCACGUCGUCGAGUCGUCGCAAAGUGGCUAGGCUCGACCUCAACACCCCUAUUGCAACCUGCUACCCGGAGGGCUGCACUUCUGGACCCCCCGUGAUCCAUGACUUUGGAGAUCUCCUCAACCUGCCUGGUAAAAAACCGUAUGAAGACGAUGACUUGAAAACGCGUGAGAGCUUCGGAGACUGGAUGGAAAAGCCCUUCUUCAGGGUUGAAGUCGGCGGCAGAUUCUUCAACGUGCCUUCGGGACUGCUGCGCGACUACCCCUACUGGAGCAGCCUGCUCUACGGAAACUGGAAGGAGAGCGUCACCGACACGCGCGUGAUCGAGGGCAUCCCCGCCGACGUCUUCGGGCUCGCGCUGGAGAUGGUCGUCCGCCGCGGCCUGCUGCACGACGACGAGCUCCGGAAGCUGGACCUACCCACCCUGUUCGCCGUGGUCCGGGUCUUCGACCGCUUCGCCAUGGACCGCAUGAUCGGGCCGACGCUGAACAUCGUCAACAAGUCCCUCGACAUCCGCUGGUACGCCACUGGCGGCCCCGACUUCAACCCCGACGGCGAGGCCAGGUCCGGUUUCGCGCUCGACACGUCUGUCCGGCGGGCCGCCGAGAUCAAUAACGCCUUCGAGAUUGGUCGCCCGGCGGCCUGCCUUUCCCAGCAUGUCAAGGGCGACUUUUUCGCGAUGCAUUUCCUGCUGAACAUCCCGCGCCGCCACUACGAUGCCACCCUGCCCAAGGUUUGCCACGAGCUGCUUGUCGAAAUCAACAAGCUCAUGGCCGAUAUGGGCGGCGCCAGGAUGCUGCAUAAGAACUGGUCGGACAUGCGUGGUAUCGCCCAUGCACGUACUGCUCCCGACCAUUCUCAUCUCGAUAAUGUAAAUGACGAUGCCUCUUCUGUUGCUUCCUCUCGGUCGACUCUGAGUGAGACUCGAUGUAUGUUGAAGACAGUCACCCCCUUUCCCACAACACAUGUCUAUCUCUUGGACUUCCUCCGCUGACC
Sodiomyces alkalinus F11 is the source of this 1710-nucleotide messenger RNA. RefSeq lists its product as hypothetical. The coding region runs from base 491 to 1708 and encodes 405 amino acids. The record is from RefSeq and is a predicted model, not a curated record. Lineage: Eukaryota; Fungi; Ascomycota; Sordariomycetes; Glomerellales; Plectosphaerellaceae. The transcript is spliced from 4 exons.